CUGCUUUAACUAAAUAUAGCAUGAUAGUUAUUAAGUUAGAGACUUGCUACAUCAGGAAAUAAAAAUAAAACAAAUCGUUCAUUGGAUUGGUCAAUUAGUGCUCAAUGUUCUUGCAUAUGAUUGGUUAAAUUAACUUGGAGCUUACUAGAAAUCUUUAGAACUUUUAUUAAACUUAAUUGAAAAUCUUUAACUAAUAUUUUGUUGGAUUUUUAAAAUUAUCAUUACACUACAGUACUUUGACUUAAAAUACAUGAAUUAACUGGUUUCAUAGGAAAUAACAAUGUCAGGAGUUGGAUCUACAUCAAAUGCGUCUAUUCAUCGUAAUGCAAAUGAUGAUGGAAAAAGUAGAAGUCGUUAUUUCUUACAUCAUCAUGGCCCAGAUCAUUCUCAAGGACGAUCUUUGAGUUCCUUCAAGCAGCAUAUGUCUAGUAGUGCGUUAGGUCAUUUAAUAUCAAAUGCUAGUCAAAAACAUCUAUCUCGGCAACAUAAGACAACUCAUCGAUUUAAAUACUCCAGUGCUGGUAGUCUGUCACAUAAUCAAGUACAUUCACAUAAGGAAAGCAAUAAUCAUUAUAAAACUGAUGAUAGAGUUUUUGAAGUUCUUCUAAAAGGACAUGUUUUUGUACGUGCAACUUGUUCCCGACUUCGAGAUCUGUGCGAAUUCUGUCUACAUUCAGUUCAUGGUCACUCAUAUUUAUAUUGCAGAAAUUGUCCCGUCGUAAUUCACAAUAAAGAUAUUUGUCAAGAACAUCUUACCAGAGUGUGUCCUGCUCCAGAAAUAGGAGUUACAGGAUGGGGUGAAGGAAAUUAUUCAAUUAAAUUUGAAGAAAGCUCACUAAUAGAUUUAGAAGCAGUAUUCCUUUCAGCACUACCUGGCCUUCAGUCUAAUAAAUGUUUCGAAUGUGGAUGUGUAUUAGAUUCACACAGCGGACAUGAACUUAAAACAAAUAAUAAAAUGAAUGAAAAUAUUUCAUCUAAUAAUAAUAAUAAUAAUCACAAAUCAAUGAAACGUCAGAAAUCACACAAAGAAGUAUUUUCACACUUACGACGUGUUCGUUCUCAUCAUCAGUUCAGUCAAAUCGACAUUACUCCACAAGCUACAACUAUGCGUAUUUGUCAUAUGACUGGAAAAUAUUAUUGCGAACGUUGUCACUGGGAUGACACUUGGUAUGUACCAGGUUCAAUAUUCCUCCUAAACGAUACAUCUAGACAACCUGUUUGUCGUUCAGUCUACAUUAAAUUGUGCGUUAUUUGGGAUUCUUUGAUAUUGAAAGUUCCAGCUUAUUGGCAUCGAGAUAACCUUGAGGCUGGAAAAGUUUACGAGAUUCGCACCAAAUUACAACCACUUUUACGCUACGCAAUGUUAUGUCCAGAGGCUUCUUCCAUAAAGGCUAGUGCUGAACUUUCCGGACCAAGCUAUUUGUUGGGUAAUCCUGAUUAUUUUCGUAUGUGUGAUGUCCUUGAUGUACUCAAUGGAACACUUUAUUCCAGAUUAAAGGAGUAUCUGAAAAUUUGGUUUGAGCAUAAAACACACUGUGAAAUUUGUAAUGAUACCGGAAAAUCUAUUGAAACGGAUGAUGCAAUAUGGCUUGGUAACAAACCAUCAUAAUGCGAUUACGUUUAAAAUGAUUUUUUUUAAAAUAAAAAACAGCCACAACAUGUUUUCUUCAUAGCGAUAUUAUGAUACUGUUUGUUUGUUAGGCUGGUAGGUUGGUUUUUUUUUCAAAAAACCACAAAUUUGUUUUGUACAAUUAUUUGAAUUACAUAUUUUUUUACAUCUUUACUUAUUCAAUAUUGAUUGAUUUAAUAAUUAAUUAUUAAAUGUUCAAUGAAAAAAAGAAACUAUUUUUGUUUUCUUCUCUAAACUGUACUUUUAAUUUUAUUUUUUCUUUCAAAGAAUAUUGAUUUUCGAAUUAAUUGAUUUAUUGAUUAUUUAGAUAUUUUGUUAUUUUACAAAUAAAUUAAAUAAAUAAUUAAAUAAAUAAAUAAAUAAAUCAUGUUAUUGGAAGAUGAUCAGUUGAAAUCAACAUGGAAUAUAAUAUUUGGUUGGUUGUUUGUUUGUUCGUUUUUUGAAUAAAGAAGCUUGUGAAUUAUACUUAGACAGUAGAAUCAUAGUUUAAUUCAUUAUUUUGUAGAAUAUUUCUAUUAUGUAAUAGAAAAUAUGUCUUUAUUGUGUUUUAAUGAAAUGUUGUCAAUAUUCAAUAAAUGUAUUCAGAUCUUUAAUAAAGAAAAUCUAUUAGAAA
This is a messenger RNA of Schistosoma mattheei, 2243 nucleotides long. The record is from the annotation of a GenBank genome assembly. Lineage: Eukaryota; Metazoa; Platyhelminthes; Trematoda; Strigeidida; Schistosomatidae.